CAGCUUUACUAAGGCUCAUAAACAUGGGCCCGUAUAUUUCGAGUUCGACCGCGAAUGACUCUUCUCUCCUGGCACAAUUAUAGCCAUGACUUCUCGCCAAGUUGCACAGUAUGGGACGUUUAAGAGUCCUAUUCAGCCGGAAAGCUUUGCAGCCCCGGGUUCCGUGGUGUUGAAUCAGCUGCGUGUCAAUCGCGACAAUGGCAAAAUAUAUCUCCUCGAGAUACGGCCAGACGAGGGAGGAAGAGGGGUCAUCGUCGAGCACGAUAAUGGACAGAGCAGAGACGUUCUUCCCAAGCAAUACAACUGCUUAUCCCAGGUUCAUGAGUAUGGCGGUGCCUCCUUUGCUUUCAAUGAGUCGACGGGGCACAUUGUCUUCACGGAUUGGGAGACCAAGGGUGUCUUUGGCCUCGAUCCUGAAGCAGGCGAAACAAUCCCAAUCGUGACAGCGGAUCCCAAGGUAUAUUACGCCGACUUUGCUAUCCAUCCUCACCAUUCUCAAUAUACCGUGGCAAUCAAAGAAGAUCAUCAUGCGCCCAGGAUUACAGAUAUUGAAAAUUCUCUUGUGGUGAUUGACUCGUCCACAAAUGAGGUCCGACCUCUGGCCAGCGGUGCUGAUUUCUACACCUAUCCGAGAUUCAGUCCUGACGGGAUGAAGAUAUGUUGGAUUCAAUGGAAUCACCCCAAUAUGCCAUGGGAUAAUACUGAGCUAUGGCUUGCUGACUGGGACCAUGGCACGGUCAAAAACCCUAAAUGCAUUGCUGGCCAGCAGACCAAGGCCAGCAUAACCCAGCCACGCUGGGGUGAUGAUGGAGUGCUCUACUUUGUCUCGGAUCAAACCGAUUUCUGGCAGAUAUAUUCAUUUUCCGACGGUGAAAUACAACAACUCGUACUGGCAGGCCUGGAGGACGCCGAAUUUGGAUUUGCAGAUUGGUUUCUGGGAGGCUCUUCCUACUGUCUCCUGGACCCUGCCACCAUGGUCGCAGUAUUCAAUUAUCAAGGCCGCUGCACCACCAUUCUUGCAGAUACUCGAACACUCGAAUGGCGAGAUCUCAGCUGCCCUAUUGUCGAGAUCACGCUCGAUGCCAUCAAACCAGUAUCGGAGACAUCGUUCGCUAUCAUAGGCUCCACUACCACCCUCCCAAUGCUGGCAACGGUAAUUGAUAUCAACGAACAAGGGCUCGGAACAAUCCUGCAAAAGUCCACUCCAACAUCCCUUCCGGAAGAUUAUAUCUCAAUUCCACAGCCCAUUACAUUCCCACGAAUCCACGGUCCUGGCGGCGGUAAUGCAUAUGGUCUCUUUUACCCGCCGAAGAAUCCGCAGUUCGAAGCUCCAACCGGCACGCUUCCACCCCUAAUUGUCGCAAUUCACGGGGGUCCAACAUAUCAUGAAGGCCCGGGCUUCUCACUUCGCGAUCAAGCACUUACCACUAGGGGUUAUGCGCUUGUACAAGUUAAUUAUGUCGGAAGUACUGGGUAUGGUCGUUCGUACCGCAACCUACUUGCUGCCCAAUGGGGAGUUAGCGACAUCGCCGAUGCUGUCUCCGCCGUUGACUAUCUUGCUCAACAAGGGCUUAUUGACAAAUCACGGGUGGGUAUCACGGGUCACUCUGCGGGAGGUUAUGCAACGAUGCAAGCUCUGGCCAAGUAUCCUUCGGUGUGGGCUUGCGGAGUCGCUGAGAGUGGAAUAUCGGAUAUGAAGCUCCUUGUUCAGGAGACGCAUAAGUUCGAAUCUCAAUAUCUCUCGCCGUUAUGCUAUCCUAGUGCCUCGGCCGAGGAGCAGGAAGCCAUCCUGAGAGACCGGAGCCCUUUGACCCACGCUUCGGAUAUUAAGAGUCCGCUGCUGAUUAUCAGUGGAGCAGAGGAUGCCAUUGUGCCGCCAAAUCAAGCAUACGACCUAGCAAAGAUGGUCAAGGAGGCCGGCACCCCGGUAGAUAUCAAGGUCUACGCUGGCGAAGGGCAUAUCUUCAAUAAGGGAACCACGCUAAGUGAUAUCGAGCGGAGGCGGUAUGAGUGGUUUGAGAAAUACCUAGCAAGGGCAACUCCGUCAUAGUGCGAGAUGGCCAUUUUAUGCACAGAGGGUCAUUUUCCUCUGAGCGGAUAGCUCCAAGCGUGUUGGGAGAAGAUGUGAUCAAAGUGUGCAAUGAAGAAUGGCGUGUUCGUGCUUGCCUCGGCGGAUAUUCGCUGUAAAUAGAAAUGUCAAGCCGUUCAUAGAUACAGAUAAAUCUCAUUUUGACGAGGAGAGAGUCGGUUGCCG
Cladophialophora immunda is the source of this 2254-nucleotide messenger RNA. RefSeq lists its product as uncharacterized. The record is from RefSeq and is a predicted model, not a curated record. Lineage: Eukaryota; Fungi; Ascomycota; Eurotiomycetes; Chaetothyriales; Herpotrichiellaceae. The transcript is spliced from 5 exons. Bases 86 to 2050 code for a protein of 654 amino acids. Gene Ontology annotation, biological process: proteolysis. Gene Ontology annotation, molecular function: serine-type peptidase activity.